Molecule: messenger RNA, 4187 nt
Organism: Ziziphus jujuba (common jujube)
Lineage: Eukaryota; Viridiplantae; Streptophyta; Magnoliopsida; Rosales; Rhamnaceae
Product: phytochrome A
Exons: 5
Coding region: 649-4041 (1130 amino acids)
Biological process (GO): detection of visible light; red, far-red light phototransduction; regulation of DNA-templated transcription
Molecular function (GO): phosphorelay sensor kinase activity; protein homodimerization activity; photoreceptor activity
Source: RefSeq, a predicted model, not a curated record
GUUUUAUAUAAAGUAUCAACAUCAUCAUCACCAUGAUUAGUAAUCCCACUUCCAUUUUUGAUUAUAUAAUAAUGGGUUGGGAUUUGUUUUGCAUUUCUAAUUUGGAACCAGCUGAUCUACACUGGGAACUCGUUCACAGAGCCUGGACAAAUAAAAAUUCCAGCUUUGGCUAUUAUUUAUGGGUGUCAUCAACUAACUGUUAACCAUCUUUGGGAACCAAACCGACCCUCUAACAGUCUUUUUCUUUUUUUUGCUUCUACAAGAAAAAAAAUUACUAUUUUUUCUCUCUUGGAUCCAUGUCCUUGGUGAAUAUUAAAGUUAGGAGUAAACCCACUGAGGAAGGUUGGGAUAUUAUUUUUACAUAUAUAUUUAUUUGGGGUAUAAGAUUAAGGCGGUACCUCGAUGAACUGGUAUAGCUCUUGGCUUUGGAGGGCGGGUCCACAGACACAGCAGGGCGGUGAUCGAGAUUUUUUGUGUGCUUUUCCAUGAGAUGGGAUUGGGGGGUUUAAUUGGCACACUUGGGAUUUUCACUUCCAGCUCCUCUCCUUUCCAUCCUCCCUUUCUUUGCUCGCUUGGGGUUUGGUUGGCUUGCACUGAGUCUUGAAUUUAUUGGUUUUUGCUUUCUGAAGCUUCACAAGUUUUGGCAAAAUGUCCUCUUCAAGGCCCACCAACUCAUCCAGCUCAAGACACAGUGCAAGGAUUAUUGCUCAGACCACUGUAGAUGCAAAGCUUCAUGCAGAUUUUGAGGAGACGGGUAGUUCCUUUGACUACUCAAGCUCAGUACGUGUUACCAAUUCAGUUGGCCUGGAUGUGCCACCUAGGACUAACAAAGUAACAACUGCUUAUCUCCACCAAAUUCAGAAAGGAAAGCUGAUCCAGCCAUUUGGUUGCUUGCUGGCCUUAGAUGAAAAAACUCUAAAGGUCAUCGCAUAUAGUGAGAAUGCUCCUGAAAUGUUGACAAUGGUCAGUCAUGCAGUUCCAAGUGUUGGGGAUCACCCUGUUCUUGGCAUUGGAACAGACGUCAGGACAAUUUUUACUGGUCCUAGUGCCUCUGCAUUGCAAAAGGCACUAGGAUUUGGGGAGGUUUCUCUCUUGAAUCCCAUACUAGUCCAUUGUAAGACCUCUGGAAAGCCAUUUUAUGCGAUUGUCCAUAGGGUAACAGGUAGCUUGAUAGUUGACUUUGAGCCAGUGAAGCCGUAUGAAGUCCCCAUGACUGCUGCUGGGGCUCUGCAAUCAUACAAGCUAGCAGCCAAAGCAAUUACCCGAUUGCAGUCUUUGCCAAGUGGGAGCAUGGAGAGACUUUGUGAUACGAUGGUCCAAGAGGUUUUUGAACUCACAGGUUAUGACAGGGUGAUGGCCUAUAAGUUUCAUGAUGAUGAUCAUGGAGAAGUGGUCUCUGAGAUCACAAAGCCUGGUCUGGAGCCAUAUCUGGGUUUGCAUUAUCCAGCCACUGAUAUCCCACAGGCUUCACGAUUCUUGUUUAUGAAAAAUAAGGUUCGUAUGAUUGUUGAUUGUCGUGCAAAACAUGUGAAGGUGCUUCAAGAUGAGAAACUUCAAUUUGAUCUAACCUUUUGUGGUUCAACAUUAAGAGCUCCACAUAGUUGCCAUGUACAAUAUAUGGAGAACAUGGAUUCCAUUGCUUCGCUGGUUAUGGCUGUAGUGGUCAAUGAGGGGGAUGAUGAGGGUGAUAGCCCUGAUUCUGCACAGCCACAGAAGAGAAAGAGACUCUGGGGUUUAGUAGUGUGCCACAACACAACUCCCAGAUUUGUUCCGUUCCCUCUUAGGUAUGCUUGUGAGUUCCUAGCCCAAGUAUUUGCUAUCCAUGUGAAUAAGGAAUUUGAAUUAGAAAAUCAGAUCAUUGAGAAGAAGAUCCUGCGGACUCAGACACUUUUGUGUGAUAUGCUGAUGAGAGACGCACCAUUGGGUAUUGUGAAUCAAAGCCCAAAUAUAAUGGAUUUGGUGAAAUGUGAUGGGGCUGCUUUAUUAUACAAAGGCAAGAUCUGGAGACUAGGAGUCAGUCCCAGUGACUACCAUAUUCAUGACAUAGUCUCAUGGCUCUCUGAGUACCAUAUGGAUUCCACAGGUUUGAGUACAGAUAGCUUGCAUGAUGCUGGUUUUCCUGGAGCUCUUGCUCUCGGUGAUGGAGUAUGUGGAAUGGCAGCUGUAAGAAUAACUUCCAAGGACAUGAUUUUCUGGUUCCGGUCCCACACAGCUGGAGAAGUCCGAUGGGGUGGUGCAAAACAUGAACCUGGUGAGCAGGAUGAUGGUAGAAAGAUGCACCCAAGGUCAUCUUUUAAGGCUUUUCUUGAAGUUGUCAAAACAAGGAGCUUACCUUGGAAGGAUUACGAAAUGGAUGCGAUCCAUUCAUUGCAGCUUAUCCUGAGAAAUGCAUUUAAAGAUGUUGAAACCUUGGAUGCAAAAACCAAUACAAUUCAUUCAAGGCUGAAUGAUUUAAAGAUUGAGGGGAUGCAAGAACUUGAAGCUGUGACAAGUGAGAUGGUUCGCUUGAUUGAAACAGCCACGGUGCCAAUUUUAGCAGUAGAUGUUGAUGGGUUGGUUAAUGGGUGGAAUACAAAAAUUGCUGAGCUAACUGGUCUUCCUGUUGAUAAAGCAAUUGGAAAGCAUUUGCUCACACUUGUGGAAGAUUCUUCAAUAGAUGUAGUAAAAAAGAUGUUGGACUUGGCAUUGCACGGCAAAGAGGAGAAAAAUGUACAAUUUGAGAUCAAAACACAUGCUUCUAAGAUUGACUCUGGUCCCAUUAGCUUAGUAGUGAAUGCUUGUGCAAGCAGGGACCUUUCUGAAAAUGUUGUUGGGGUGUGUUUUGUGGCACAAGAUAUUACUGGUCAGAAGACUGUGAUGGACAAGUUUACCCGGAUUGAAGGCGAUUAUAAAGCAAUUGUGCAGAAUCCAAACCCACUGAUACCUCCAAUAUUUGGUGCUGAUGAAUUUGGCUGGUGCUCUGAGUGGAAUCCAGCAAUGAUAAAGUUAACUGGGUGGAAACGAGAAGAGGUAGUGGAUAAAAUGCUUUUGGGGGAGGUUUUUGGGAUCCACACGGCAUGUUGUCGUCUCAAGAAUCAGGAAACAUUUAUAAAUCUUGGUGUUGUACUUAAUCAUGCCAUGACUGGUCAGGAGCUGGAAAAGGUUCCUUUUGGUUUUUUUUCCCGGAAUGGAAAAUAUAUAGAAUGCCUACUGUGUGUCACUAAGAAAUUGGACAGAGAGGGUGCAGUCACUGGGGUCUUUUGCUUCUUGCAGCUUGCUAGCCAAGAGCUGCAGCACGCACUUAAUGUCCAGCGCCUAACCGAGCAAACUGCUGUGAAGAGAUUGAAAGCAUUAACUUAUAUAAAGAGACAGAUCCGUAACCCAUUAUCUGGAAUAAUAUUUUCUAGGAAAAUGUUGGAAGGUACAGAGUUGGGAGCAGAACAGAAGCAGCUUCUGCAUACUAGUGCUCAGUGCCAGCGUCAGCUCAGCAAGGUUCUUGAUGAUUCUGACCUCGAUAUCAUCAUAGAUGGCUACUCAGAUCUCGAAAUGGUCGAGUUCACUUUACAUGAAGUAUUAGUUGCCUCUAUCAGUCAAGUCAUGAUGAAGAGUAAAGCGAGGGGAAUUCGUUUAGUUAAUGAUGCGGUAGAAGAGAUCAUGACUGAAACCUUAUACGGUGAUAGUCUCAGGCUUCAACAAGUGUUGGCUGAUUUCUUAUUGGUAGCAGUUAAUGUCACGCCGACUGGAGGCCAGCUUGUUAUUGCAGCCAGUUUGAGCAAAGAUCAGUUGGGAGAGUCUGUUCAUCUUGUGCAUGUGGUGAUAAGGAUAACACAUACUGGUGCUGGGAUGCCAGAAGCAUUGCUGAACCAGAUGUUUGGAAACGAUGAAACUAUAUCGGAGGAGGGUCUGGGCCUUCUCGUCAGCAGGAAACUGGUGAAGCUGAUGAAUGGAGAUGUAAAAUAUCUGAGGGAAGCUGGAAAAUCGAGCUUCAUCAUAUCGGCAGAGCUUGCUGGUACCCAGAAAUCUGGUAAACGGAGUUUGGGCAAGAAUCAUGAUGAAAUCUGAUUUUGUAUAAUUUUUUUGGAGGAUUUUGAGAGUUGAGCACCAAUGGUUUUGGCAUGCUUUGUAAUUUUAAUGCAAACUCCUUUGGUCGUUGUUAAGGUUGCUGUAUUGCUUUUUCAACUGUAAAUAUGCAUGUCAAUAUUUCUUCC